AUGAAUGAGCAGUCCGCUAAAAUUCCUCUUUUCAUUUCUCUUAUCUAUCUAUCUAUCUAUCUAUCUAUCUAUCUAUCUAUCUAUCUAUCUAUCCUUCCUUUUUUAUCCUUUAUCUCCCUUAUUUUGUUAUUUUUUUCAUCAGUAAUAUCUUUUUAUUUAUUUCUCUUCUUUUUGCCUUGCACUCUCUCUCCACAUAUGCGUACACGUUUUUCAUUUUCUCUAUCAAAUAUAUACUUACUUUCUUCCUUUCAUUCAAUUGCUUAUUUACCUCCUUUUUUUCUUUCUUUCUUCUUAUCUUUUGCUCCUCAUUUUCAUUUCUUUCCUAUUUCUCUUUCCUUUUCUUUUCACUCCUCCCCUUUCUUUUUCUUCCCCCUUCUUAUCUUUACUCCUCAUCUUUCUUAUUUUCUUUCCCACUCAUCAUUUUCUUACCUCUCUUCCCCUUCUUUAUUAUUUUUUCUCCUCCUUUUCCUUCUUCUUUCCUCUCCCUGUUUCUUCUUUUAUCUCCUCCUCUCUUUCUUCUUUACUACUUUUUACUUUCCACCUUCAUUCAGUUCUCCUUUUCUUUCACCCUUUUUUUUCUUUUCUUUCCUCCUCAUCUUUCACAUUAGCUCCUCCCUAUUUCGUUUUCAUAAGCUUUGCACCCACCCACAUUCAAUUAACACACUUUCCAAAAACUCUCCAGACCCCACCAAUGUCCUUUUAGCAGUGCACCAUCACCAUCACUAUCACCAUGAGUGUUACAUUUUUCUUUUCUUUUCUAUUCUUUCUUUCUAUUCUUUCUUUCUAUCUAUCUAUCUAUCUAUCUAUCUAUCUAUCUAUCUAUCUAUCUAUCUAUCUAUCUAUCUAUCUAAAUCUGUUUGUCUAUCCUCUUCAUUAUUUAUUUCUCUUCUUCAUUAUCUAUCUAUCUAUUAUAUGUUUAAAUGGUACCCCAAAAUGGAAAUUACUUAUGACUCAACCCAUUUAACUCUUAUCUAUCUAUCUAUCUAUCUAUCUAUCUAUCUAUCUAUCUAUCUAUCUAUCUAUCUAUCUUCUUCAUUAUCUAUUAUUGAGUCAUAA
This is a messenger RNA of Acanthosepion pharaonis, 1056 nucleotides long. NCBI's taxonomy places the organism in Eukaryota, Metazoa, Mollusca, Cephalopoda, Sepiida, Sepiidae. The record is from the annotation of a GenBank genome assembly.